Ramularia collo-cygni is the source of this 1374-nucleotide messenger RNA. RefSeq names its product related to TRM11 Catalytic subunit of an adoMet-dependent tRNA methyltransferase complex (Trm11p-Trm112p). NCBI's taxonomy places the organism in Eukaryota, Fungi, Ascomycota, Dothideomycetes, Mycosphaerellales, Mycosphaerellaceae. Gene Ontology annotation, molecular function: nucleic acid binding. Bases 1 to 1374 code for a protein of 457 amino acids. The record is from RefSeq and is a predicted model, not a curated record. Gene Ontology annotation, cellular component: cytoplasm. Gene Ontology annotation, biological process: methylation. The transcript is spliced from 4 exons.
AUGGAGUACCUCAUUCGCUUCAAGCAAAUACACAACACUUUUCGCCAAGCAGAGACGAAUGCGCUAGCAGAUCUGCUUGGCCUCACAAUAGAAUGGCUCUCAUACUCAGACGAAACACCUUUUGCCAUAAUACGCUUCCAAGAACCCGUUGACCAUGCGAGGGCGGCCAAGGAUCUAAUGACCCGCUCGAUUCUGACUUAUGCAAUCCAUGAACUUUGGGGAGAGGGCAUUGACUAUGCUUCACUCCAUGCAGAUAUACGUAGACGCACAGAGGCACGCUGGGAUGAUUACCGAUAUGUGUCAUUUCGUUUCGAGCUUGACAGCUUCCAAGGCAGCCGUUCCAGUCGCGAACAGAAAGCCACGAUGGAGGCUCUUGCAUUCAUGGACUUUCAAGGGAAAAUCGUCAUGAAGAACCCAGAUCACCUGUUUACCAUCUUCGAAGACUUCAAGCUGAAGGCUCCUGCUCCUCACCGAGUCUUUCUGGGUCGACUGGUGGCCGAGAGCAAUCGAAAGGUGGUUGCUAAAUACAACCUCAAGAAGCGCAAGUACAUUGCUACAACUUCCAUGGACGCCGAACUUUCACUUGUGACUGCCAACAUGGCUCGGGCUGGGCCCGGGAAGUCAGCGUACGAUCCGUUCAUGGGUACGGGUUCUUUCCCUCUGGCUUGUGCAGAAUUUGGCUCUGCUGUAUUUGGCAGCGAUAUGGAUGGCCGGAGCAUUCGUGGGAAGAAAGAUCGCAAUGUGAAAUCAAACUUCAAGCAGUACGGUACAUCGCCCCUCUAUCUAGGUGGCUUCGCAGCGGACAUCACAAACACUCCCUUGCGAGAGACUCGAUGUCUGGACUCGAUUGUGUGUGAUCCUCCGUAUGGUGUUCGUGAAGGUCUGAAAGUCCUCGGCAGUAAUCGAGAUUACUUACAGGAGGAGAUCUUCCUUGCGGACGGAAGACCUGCACAUCUCGUGGAAGGCUAUAUCCCGCCGAGAAAGCCCUACAGCUUUCUACGCAUGCUGGACGACAUCCUUGACUUCAGCGCGAAUAUGCUAGUCGAUGAUGGUCGGUUGUGCAUGUGGAUGCCCGUCGCAGGGGCUGUUGAAGAAGCGAUUGACGAAGACAAUGUUCAAGUCACCGAACAAGAAACCGAGUACGACGUACCACAACACCCCAUGUUGAAGCUUGUCAGCACUUGUACGCAAGAUUUCAACAAAUGGUCGAGACGCUUGUUGACCUACCAGCGACUACAGGACAGUAGCGUUGAUGCCGAUUCCUUGAUAGCAUAUCGUACGCAGAGGUUGGAGCUGCAGGGUGUCAAUGGGGAUGGGUCCGCAGAUGAGCUGAACGCUUUUCGAAGAAAGUACUUCCAGGGUUUCAAAGACUGA